This is a messenger RNA of Protopterus annectens (West African lungfish), 1233 nucleotides long. Its product is annotated as 4-galactosyl-N-acetylglucosaminide 3-alpha-L-fucosyltransferase 9-like. The record is from RefSeq and is a predicted model, not a curated record. The coding region runs from base 5 to 1075 and encodes 356 amino acids. Gene Ontology annotation, cellular component: membrane. The transcript has a single exon. Gene Ontology annotation, molecular function: alpha-(1->3)-fucosyltransferase activity. Lineage: Eukaryota; Metazoa; Chordata; Ceratodontiformes; Protopteridae.
UCAAAUGGAUCUUACAUGCAGAUCAGUUUUAAUCAUUAUCUUUCUUCAACUUAGUUUUGCAGUUUGCAUUUUUGUAAAUUUCAACUGGAAUCGUUUAAGUUUAAUAACAUUUUCCAGUGAAUAUUUUAACUAUAACAGAGCAACAGAGCAGGUUAUAUCAGUGAAAAAACAGAAUGUUAAUAAAUCAGUGAUGAUCCUUGUGUGGAACUGGCCAUUUGGAAAACGCUUUACGACUGACAAAUGUGAUGUGUGGUUUAACAUCACUGGAUGUUACUUCACGGAUGACAGAAAUUUAUACCCCCAAGCAAAUGCUGUGGUUAUUCACCACCAAAAUGUCUGUCACAGCAUGAAAUAUCUACCUGAAGGAGAACGUCCACUGCUCCAACGUUGGAUAUGGUUCAACAAUGAGUCACCAAGUCACAGCCCAAACCUGGAACUUAUGAACAACUUAUUUAAUCUGACUAUGACAUAUAGAAGGGACUCUGAUAUUUUUGCCCCCUAUGGUGUCCUGGAGAUGACAAAGGAGCUGAAAAAUUAUUCAGUUCCUAAGAAGGAUAAAUUAGUUGCCUGGGUUAUUAGCAACUGGAAUCCAAAUUCCAGAAGAGUUCAGUACUAUGAAGAGUUAAGGAAGUUUAUAAAUAUUGACCUCUAUGGAACAAGCCAUCAAUCACUUGAUCAGAAAUUGCUGUUUUCUACUAUUUCUCAGUAUAAAUUUUAUCUUUCAUUUGAGAAUUCUAUUCACACAGAUUAUAUCACUGAGAAACUGUGGAAAAAUGCAUUUGAAUCUGGAGCUGUGCCUGUAGUUUUAGGUCCUUCUAGAGAAAACUAUGAACACUUCAUUCCGCCAGACUCUUUCAUUCACACUGAUGACUUUGGUACAGCAGAACAAAUGGCCAAAUAUCUACUAGAACUAGAUAAAGAUGAGAAGAAAUACAGGAAGUACUUUGCAUGGAGACAACACUUUGUGCCAAAACCAUUUAAUGAUGCCAAUUAUUUUUGCAAAGCCUGCAAUGCAGUCAAAAUAAUGAGUGACUAUAAGACAGUGAAAGACCUUGCAAGAUGGUUUAGGUCUUAAUUAUGGUUGUAGUCACUUGCAUAAUAAUCCCAGUUUUAGGUUAUGCAUCCACAAAAUGUGUUUUCUUCCUAUUGUUUCUUGGUCUUCCAGUGGACCUAUCUGAUAACACUAGCUUUACCCCACCGGACAAUUCAUUACAUGGGGGGCAAAAGCCAAAG